Pollicipes pollicipes is the source of this 1011-nucleotide messenger RNA. Its product is annotated as zinc finger protein 879. Lineage: Eukaryota; Metazoa; Arthropoda; Thecostraca; Pollicipedomorpha; Pollicipedidae. The transcript has 6 exons. The record is from RefSeq and is a predicted model, not a curated record. Bases 1 to 1011 code for a protein of 336 amino acids.
AUGAGGAGCUACCGCAACGUCAAGUCGUUGCAGAAGCACAAGCAGCAACACCUGGGCCGCACGCAGUGCCCUGUGUGCCUGGUGUUGCUGUCAUCAGUAUCGGCCCUGCGUCGGCACGUGGCCACACGGCACGGCCAGACGCCGGCCGAGGUCAACCACCUGGUGCCCAUCAAGAGGCGUUCCCGACUGGCUGAAGACGGGCAGAACAAUCACCUGAAGCAACACGAGGGUCUGACCAAGUGCCCCAUCUGCGGCAGGGUCAGCAGCAUUGUGCCGUCGCUGCGCAUCCACCUUCGCGUGGUGCACAAGAUGAGCGCCGAGGAGGUAUACCGGCUAGUGCCGCUACCGUCCACCUUCCGCCCACCGGCGGCCAGGCGGUAUCCGGCCCACGGCACCGACACCGAGCCGACCGCAGAACUGCCGGGCCACACGUGCGACGUAUGCGGCAAGUGGUACAAGUACCGCACGUCGCUCACCAACCACAAGCGCCAGCACGAGGGGCUGACGCUGUGUGUUGUGUGCGGCCUGGCCGCCAGCAACAUCAACAACCUGCGCUUGCACCUACCGUCACCUCGCUUCUGCUGCCAGUUCUGCGGCAAGUCGUUCUCGAGCGUGCGCUCGCGCACCAACCAUCUGAAGUUGCACCAGGGUCGGACCGGGUGCCCGGCUUGUGGCGGCACCUACAGCAGCCUGCCCUACCUGCGCCGCCACCUGGAAACCGUGCACGGCAUGUCGGCCGACAUGGUGCAGGCGAUCGCGCCGCUGACCGGUACGGCCCAGUACCAGUGCAGCACCUGCAGUCGCUGGUACACCAACCAGCGCUCGCUGGUGUUCCACAUGCGGAAGCACCAGGGCCUGUGCACGUGCCCCGUGUGUGGCCGUGUGUGCAGCAUGGUGCACAGUCUGCGCCGCCACAUGUACACCGUCCACAAGAUGUCCACCGGCCAGGUGUCGGCCGUGUUGCGGCAGCGUGGUCUGCGUGUGCACGGCUCGUUUGAAGGCAUCCCGUGA